AUGGCGAGUGUAAUUCUCCCCUUCCCUCGCUUCCGUAAUAAAGCCACUAACGGCUGGAUCGGCAGCAUGGGAUUCCCCGCUACAAUGUACAAGAGCGCACCGAAGCAGCUCGGCAGCAAGAACUUCGCAAGAUUGAGAAUCUUGCAGCACGAGUUCUCGAAGGCGGCAGAAGCCGUUUCCAAUGAGACUGCAGUAGACGAAAUCGCCGCCCUGAUCAAGCAUGACUUGCAGUUUUUGAUCCCUCUCCUACGGAGCUUUCCCAAGUGUUACUGGAUCUGGAAUUACCGACUAUGGCUUCUUGACGAAGCCAAACGGCGACUCCCCCUACCUCUCUCCCGUCGGCUAUGGGAAGAGGAACUAGCGCUCGUGGGGAAGAUGCUGAGCUUGGACAGUAGAAACUUCCACGGCUGGGGCUACCGGCGGUUUGUCGUGGAAUCGCUUGAGAAGCUUGACGAUGAAACGGGUACAAUCAGCAUGACCCAGUCGGAAUUUGACUACGCGAAGAAAAUGAUCGGGACGAAUCUGUCCAACUUCUCGGCGUGGCAUUAUCGCACGAAACUUAUCCAACGGUUGUUGAACGAAAAGUCUGCCGGUGACGAGGAGCGUCGAAAGAUGCUUGAUGACGAAUUGGAGCUCAUCCACCGUGCGCUCUGUGAUCCGUAUGACCAGUCAUUGUGGUUCUAUCACCAGAAUUUAAUGUGCAACUUUGACCCGACCAUCUCAGAACAGACGAUGGCACCGAAUCUGAGCACCGCGGAACGGACAGCGUAUCUACGACAGGAGAUCGAGGAGAUCCAGGAUAUGCUUGACGGGGCGGAGGACUGCAAAUAUAUCUACCAGGCGUUGAUUGAGUGCACAUUAUUACUGUCGAAGGUGGAAGGUCGUCUCGCCAGUGGUGACCAGGAGAAGGUCCUGAGCUGGCUCUCGGAACUAAAAAAGCUGGACCCGCUGCGGCACGGACGCUGGCUUGAUUUCGAACGAUCGCUGUGCGUGUAA
Molecule: messenger RNA, 996 nt
Organism: Aspergillus terreus NIH2624
Lineage: Eukaryota; Fungi; Ascomycota; Eurotiomycetes; Eurotiales; Aspergillaceae
Product: Rab geranylgeranyltransferase BET4
Exons: 3
Coding region: 1-996 (331 amino acids)
Biological process (GO): protein geranylgeranylation
Cellular component (GO): Rab-protein geranylgeranyltransferase complex; cytoplasm
Molecular function (GO): Rab geranylgeranyltransferase activity
Source: RefSeq, a predicted model, not a curated record